Sorex fumeus (smoky shrew) is the source of this 435-nucleotide messenger RNA. Its product is annotated as CMRF35-like molecule 1. Gene Ontology annotation, molecular function: transmembrane signaling receptor activity. Lineage: Eukaryota; Metazoa; Chordata; Mammalia; Eulipotyphla; Soricidae. The annotation marks the transcript as partial. The record is from RefSeq and is a predicted model, not a curated record. Gene Ontology annotation, cellular component: plasma membrane. The transcript is spliced from 4 exons.
AUGGGGUCCUGGGGGUUCCGGGAAAGGAUAAAGAGAGACGGGGGAGGCUCAGCUGAUUUGGAGGGACCUGGAGCAGUUACAGGCCAUGUUGGAGGCUCCUUGAAUGUGUACUGUUGGUAUAACGUCAAGUAUAAGAAGUACCAGAAGAUGUGGUGCCGUGGGAAAGCCUGGGCUUCAUGCAGUACCCUUGUAGAAACCUCUGGAUCACAGCAGGUGGUCAGGAGUGACCGGGUGACUAUCAGGGAUGACCAGAUUCGGCACAGGUUCACUGUGACAAUGGCGCAGCUCAGGGCCAGUGACACCAACACUUAUUGGUGCGGGAUUCAGAGACGGGGAAGUGAUCUGGCAGUCCAGGUCAGAGUGACCGUCAGACCAGCGGCCACCAUAGAAGAGACUACAGACGCUCCGACGUUAAGUGGAAAUCAUUUGCCCCAC